Hyla sarda is the source of this 583-nucleotide messenger RNA. RefSeq names its product stromal interaction molecule 1-like. NCBI's taxonomy places the organism in Eukaryota, Metazoa, Chordata, Amphibia, Anura, Hylidae. The transcript has 2 exons. Gene Ontology annotation, biological process: store-operated calcium entry; activation of store-operated calcium channel activity; intracellular calcium ion homeostasis. The record is from RefSeq and is a predicted model, not a curated record. Gene Ontology annotation, cellular component: endoplasmic reticulum; plasma membrane. Gene Ontology annotation, molecular function: calcium channel regulator activity; calcium ion binding. The annotation marks the transcript as partial.
GCGCAGUGACGUCGGAGCUCGUCAUCGGUCCUGACACUUUGUGGGCGGAGCUCGGGGAGUCGGAGCCGGGGAUCUUGUGAGGAGCCGGCGGGUGAUCAGUGCGGAGCAGUCGGACGGGCCGCGGGGUCACAGCUCUCGGUAUCCCGUGUGGUCUUUAUAUAGGAUAUUCCCGGCAGUGAGGCAGCGCCCCCCGGUGGAUGUGACUGGUAGGACACUGGUAUGGACUGGCCCCUGUGGACAUCGCUUUGUGGUGGGCGGGCACAGCGCCCUCUGCUGCUCCUCUGAGGUACUGUACAUAGUGGAGUGCCAGCUCUUGGGCCCAGAGACCUCGUAUUGAGGGGUCAUGGAUGUUUGGUCCCGCAUCGUGGUCUGGAUACUCUGCGCCUCCUUCCUCCAGCAUGGACAGGCGGAGAAGCCCACCGGGGCCCCGGCCGAGGAGUCCCUGCAUACAGAGUUCUGCCGUAUUGACCCGCUCCUGUGUCACAAUGCGGAGGAGCUGCUGAGCUUCGAGGCCGUGGUCAAUAUCCACAAACAGAUGGACGAUGACGCCAAUGGGAACGUGGAUGUGGAGGAGAGCGACGAG